Molecule: messenger RNA, 267 nt
Organism: Pectinophora gossypiella (pink bollworm)
Lineage: Eukaryota; Metazoa; Arthropoda; Insecta; Lepidoptera; Gelechiidae
Gene: EH
Product: eclosion hormone
Exons: 2
Coding region: 4-267 (87 amino acids)
Biological process (GO): ecdysis, chitin-based cuticle; neuropeptide signaling pathway
Molecular function (GO): ecdysis-triggering hormone activity
Source: RefSeq, a predicted model, not a curated record
AACAUGGCCGGCAAGAUCACCGCAGUCGCUCUCGUCACGCUAGCCGCGUGUCUGGCUAGCCUGGACUAUGUCUCCUGCAACCCUGCUAUUGCAACAAGCUACGACCAGAUGGAGAUAUGCAUAGAGAACUGUGCGCAGUGCAAGAAGAUGCUAGGAGCGUGGUUCGAGGGACCCCUCUGCGCAGAAUCCUGUAUCAAAUUCCGCGGGAAACGCAUACCCGAGUGCGAAGACUUUGCGUCCAUCUCGCCUUUCCUUAACAAACUGUAA